Aspergillus japonicus CBS 114.51 is the source of this 1901-nucleotide messenger RNA. Its product is annotated as hemolysin III family protein. Gene Ontology annotation, cellular component: membrane. The record is from RefSeq and is a predicted model, not a curated record. Lineage: Eukaryota; Fungi; Ascomycota; Eurotiomycetes; Eurotiales; Aspergillaceae. The transcript has 3 exons. Gene Ontology annotation, molecular function: signaling receptor activity. Bases 332 to 1834 code for a protein of 500 amino acids.
AAUAUUGUUCGGUUCCCCUCUUCUACUUCUGUUUCUUCUUCCUCCUCCUCCCCUUCUUCUCCUCUCCUCUCCUCUUCUCUUUCUCUCCUCUGAUCGUUCCCCUAAUAUCCAAUUCCCUCUCCUCCUAAGAGGUGUCUCUCCUUUUCUUUUAGGGUCAUUAUCAUUACGGUUCUCUUUCCCUUUUCUUCCUCUCCACUCCACUCAUCUAGGCGCUUGUCCCUUGCAGCCCCCCCGAAUUUCUCUAGUUUGUCCAACUUGCAGCUGAUAUGCGAUUCGAUCUUCUCAACUAGCUACGGGUUCAAUUGACGGUCGAAACGGUAUACGGAACACCAUGGCCUGCUCUGCGCAAUCGAUGACCAUCGAGUCGUAUCCCGAGGCAAACACAUCCGCCUACACAACAACCCCCUCUGAGGAGACCAGUUUACUGCGCGACCGUCGGCGGCGCCACUCGUUCCACACGGCUCGAAAGCUGUCCUUAGAUUACGACGCAGAUGCGGUGUUUCUGAGAGUCGAACUUUUUCUGACGGAGCUGGAGCGACGAAUGCUGUGGAUCGAGCAGUAUGGCAAGUCUCACAUGGACCAGAUCGAUGCCAGCCUUCGUCGCGGCUACGCCACCCUGGAGGCCGUGCGGGACUCGUGCUCUCACGCUUCCGGAGAGCUCAUGGGCAGCGGCAAGAAGCGCGCCAAGAUUCUGGUGGACACCUUGGAGGACCGCUACAAGGAUGCUCUCGCCACGAAGGAAACAUUAGAACAGAAGGCUCAAGCCGGUGUCCGCCUCAUGGAAUCUUUUCUCGUCGAGCUGGAGUCUCGUGCUCACGCCGGAUGGGACCGUGGGUUGGACGGCGCGUUGGAUGGGGCGUGGAAGGCGAUGGACUCGAGCUUGGUGCAUGCCCGGGAGGUGGUCGACGAGGGCAUGGAGCGCGCGCGUCGGGCCAAGGAGGCAAUGAAGGAGAACAUCGACCGGGCGAUCCUGCUGGCCCAGGAGAAGCGGUUGAUCGGCUAUGCAGACCUCCCGCAGCCGUGGCGGGUGAACCCCCACAUUCUCGAGGGAUACCGGUUCACGCACUCGAAGGUGGAGUGCUUGGCCUCCAUGUUCACCUUCUCCAACGAGCUGGUCAACAUCUGGUCGCAUCUGAUCGGGUUGUUCAUCGUGCUCUCUGUGGCUUUCUACUUCUACCCGCUGAACCCCAACUUCCACCUGAGCACCAAGACGGAUGUGUUGGUGGCCGCCGUCUUCUUCUUCGCGGCGUGCAAGUGUCUGGUCUGCAGUACCUUGUGGCACACGAUGAACAGCAUUGCCAGCCAGACACUGAUGGAGCGGUUCGCGUGCGUGGACUACACGGGGAUCUCGAUGCUGGUCGCUGCCUCGAUUGUGACGACCGAGUACACCGCCUUCUACUGCGAGCCCGUGUCGCGGUGGGUCUACAUCCUGCUGACGAUGUCCCUGGGUAUCGGCGGAGUGAUCCUGCCGUGGCACCCGACCUUCAACCGGGCGGACAUGGCGUGGGCACGGGUGGCGUUCUAUGUGUCGCUGGCUCUGACCGGGUUCGCCCCGCUGGCGCAGCUGACCUACACGCGGGGCUUCUUCUGGUGCCUGUACUUCUAUGCGCCGGUGGUGAAGAGUGUCCUGGUGUAUUUCGUGGGCGCGUGUGUGUAUGCGUCGCAGGUGCCGGAGCGGUGGCGGCCCGGACUGUUCGACUAUGUGGGCGGCAGCCACAACAUCUGGCACCUUGCGGUGCUGGGCGGGAUUCUGUUCCAUUACCUCGCGAUGCAGGAUCUGUUCGCGGGAGCGUUCAAGCGGGCUCAGGGGGAGUGCCCGAACAUGGUGAACUAGAGGACGAUAGAGGAGUAUAGACUUGCAGGUUAGUUUCUUGACUUCUUGUACAUAUUGGAGUUGGUUG